UGAUUGGGACUAUAGCGCAAACUGCAGGAACCACAGAAGCGCACAGAAGGAGCCUCUUUAUUUGACUCAAACUGCGCAUAAAGCGCUCUGAUGUCUCUGCGCUCAUGUCGAGACUUUCCCUGAAGGUCCCACUGGCGUGAACAAAUGAGCCAUCAGAGAACUCUGUCAGAGAAGGUUUCUGGAACCGGUGAAGUUAUGUGGCUUUUAUUCUUUCUCUCAGUGGCGUUUUCAGCCGCGCAGGACUCAGGCACGCAGGUCAGGAAUGAGGACAUCCCCGAGGGCGCAUCCACCCUGGCUUUUGUUUUCGAUGUUACCGGUUCCAUGUACGACGACCUGGUCCAGGUCAUCGAGGGAGCUUCCAAGAUUUUGGAAACAUCUCUGAGCCGACCGAAGAGACCGCUGUAUAACUUCGCUCUGGUGCCCUUCCAUGACCCGGAAAUUGGACCGGUAACAAUCACAACAGACCCAGAGAAGUUCCAGGAUGAGCUCAGAGAGUUGUACGUUCAGGGAGGUGGUGACUGUCCAGAGAUGAGCAUUGGAGCCAUCAAGAUAGCUUUGGAGAUCUCUCUACCAGGAUCAUUUAUUUAUGUUUUCACUGAUGCACGUUCUAAAGAUUAUAAACUGACCCAAGAAGUCCUGCAGCUUAUUCAACAGAAACAGUCACAGGUGGUUUUUGUGUUGACGGGUGACUGUGAUGAUAGGAAUCAUAUUGGUUACAAAGUGUAUGAGGAGAUCGCCUCUACAAGCUCUGGCCAAGUUUUCCAUCUGGACAAGAAACAGGUCAAUGAGGUUCUUAAAUGGGUAGAGGAUGCCGUGCAGUCCUCAAAGGUCAACCUGCUCUCCACUGAUCAUUUUGGCCAAGUCAGCAACACUUGGCAGAUGCCCUUUGAUCCCAGUCUAAAAGAAGUUACGGUGGCUCUCAGCGGCCCAGCGCCUAAUAUUGAAAUAAAAUCUCCACAGGGAAAGCUUUUGGGCAAGAAUGAUGGCCUCACUGAGCUUUUGCACAUUCCCAACUCAGCAAAAGUUGUCAAUAUCAAGGAGCCUCAGCCAGGAAUGUGGUCUAUCAAGACCUCAAGCAAAGGGAGACACUCAGUUCGGAUUUCAGGUCUUAGCACCAUUGAUUUCCGUGCUGGGUUUUCCAGAAAAUCCACCAUGGAUUUUAAAAUGACAUCCAGUAGGCCAGUUCAAGGUAUUCCUACUCACAUCCUUCUGAACACCACUGGACUUUCCCCUCCUGCUCGGCCUGACAGACUAGAGCUUCUUACCAUUACUGGAGAGGUUAUCAAAACUCUGCCAAUCAGGUAUUACCCAGAACAACGGCCGUACAACCUCUGGAAUAUCACAGAGUUCAUUCCACCCAAUGAGGCUUUCUUCCUGAGGGUUACAGGAUUUGAUAGCCAGGGUUUUGUGUUCCAGAGAGUAUCCAGUGUCUCCUUCUCCAGCAUUGUGCCUGAUGCACCUAAAGUGGUAAUGCCAGCCAUCACUAAUGGUUAUUACCUGCAGAGAGGAUUUAUCAGAUGCCAGGUAGAGAGUUUGCUACCCUUUACUCUGCGCUUCAGCCGAGAUGGAAAGCGACUUGGACUGGACCAACUCUUCAGUGAAUCAGGUAGCGGGUCAUGGGAAAUAGAAAAGGUCACUUUGAAAGAUGAGGGCCACUAUGAUUGCAUUGCAAUUAGCAGAGCUGGAACAGGACGAGCUCGCACCUUUCUAGAUGUUUCAGAGCCUCCACCUGCCAUCACUGUUGAAAGAAAUGUUACUGUCUCACCUGGCAGUCAAGCCGUUCUGACCUGCCACGUGGUUAGCACCGUUGUCUUCAACCUCACUUGGCUGCGAGGCGGCUAUGACGCCCGCCUGGACCCACGAGUGAACAUACUUGCCAACCUUUCACUCCAGGUGUCUGAUGUGACCCCAGAUAAUUCAGGCUGGUAUGAGUGCAUUGCUGCAAAUGAAGGAGGAACGACUGCAGAUCGGAUUUAUCUCACAGUACAAGAGGUACCCAGAGUGUCUUUGGAGCCAAGAAACCAGACCUUUAUGAUGGGAGAUGAAGUGAGGAUCAGGUGUUCAGCCAGUGGCUAUCCUCCACCUCGUCUAGUCUGGACCCACAACGACAUGUUUAUUACUGCAUCCAACAGAUACAGGAUGACUCCUGAUGGAACCCUGGUAAUAAGAAACACAAAGGAGAAGGAUGGAGGAGUGUAUGGCUGCUUGGCCAGUAAUAGUGCUGGUACUGACACAAUGACCUCCAUCCUCACCUAUUUUGAAUUUCCUGUGGUAAGAGCAACAUUUAGAGAAGUUCUCAGUAACAUUGGAGAAACCACAGUGUUGUCCUGUUCAGCAUCUGGAAUCCCUAAGCCUGAGAUCUGGUGGUAUAAAGGUAAUGUGCAGCUACAUUCCUCCUCUCUAUUUGAGGUGGAUAAGUUAGGAGGAACACUGACCAUAAAGCAAACGCAGUUAGGGGAUGCGGGAGACUACUCUUGUGUGGCUGUCAGUGCGGCUGGCUCAUCCUCACUGAAGAUAAAUCUUGAUGUUGGAGCUACACCAAAGUUCACUCUUGAGCCAUCAAACAUGGCAGUGGACAUUGGCUCCAACGUGACUUUGUCCUGUGAAGCACAUGGGUAUCCUGAGCCCCAGGUGACAUGGAGGAGAGAGGAUGGUUCCUCUUUGUUCAACCGGCCGCAAGCACAUAGCACUGUGUCACAAAAAAAUGGGGACCUACAGAUAAAUAAUCUAUGGAUCGAAGAUGAGGCGGAGUAUAUCUGUGAGGCCAAAAAUCGCUUUGGUAGGAUCCAGACCAAGGCUAACAUCACUGUGACUGGACUUGUUAAACCUGUUAUUGCAAUGAGUCCACCUGUCAUCAGUGUGAUUGAGGACCAGCAGCUAACCCUUCCCUGUGUGCUGCUGGCUGGAAAUCCGCUGCCAGAGAGGCAAUGGCUCCAUAACUAUGGCCUGGUGACCCCAGACCAGUAUGUCACUGUGAGGAAGGAUGGUAGUCUGCAUAUUGAAAGAGUUCAGAUGGAGGAUGGGGGUGAUUACACCUGCUUGGCUGAGAACGUUAUUGGGGCCACCAACCAUACAACCACCGUUUACGUUUACGUUAUCCCUACAAUUCAACAUGGACCUCAGGUAUUUAGCACUAUCGAAGGAACACCUACAACUUUGCCAUGCCAUGCCAGCGGAGAACCAAGUCCUGACAUUACUUGGACCAAGGGUGGGGAGCUGCUAAACUUGGGUGGUCCAGCCUUCUCUUUAGAUUUAGAUGGCGGCCUCCGUAUCACUUCACCUUCUGGAAAUGAGACUGGAGAGUUUGUCUGCACAGCUACGAACGCAGCAGGAUACGCAUCCAGGAAGGUGCAGCUCACAGUCUAUGUGCGACCAAGACCCCGGGGUGGUGUUGCUGGAGGUUUACGAGACCCUGUGAGGAUGUCGGUGAUCAAGGGGGAGGAUAUCACUUUACCAUGUGACGUUCACAGUGUUCCACCACCUUCUAUCAGCUGGGCAAAAGAAAAACAGCUCAUUUCCCCAUUUUCCCCAAGGCAUCUGCAGCUUCCAUCUGGAUCGAUGAAGAUCCUGGAGACCAGAGCUUCAGACAGUGGACUCUAUGUUUGUGUUGCCUCAAACCUCGCUGGUAACGUGACGUUGUCCAUAGAGCUGAGUGUUUUAGUUCCUCCUAAAAUCCACCCAGGUCCAAAGGUGAUAAAGGUGCAGGUUGGCCAUAAAGUAGAGCUGGGUUGUAUGGUGUCAGGGGUCCCAGAGCCUACUCUCAGCUGGACCAAAAAUAACAAAAGUUAUCCUGUGUCACGUGAUGGAAGUCUGACACUUUCGGAUAUCAAGUGUGAGGAUGAAGGAAUCUACACAUGCACAGCCACUAACACUGCUGGCCAGGACCAGGCUCAAGUUAAGGUUCAAGUUCAAGUUCCUCCUGUUGUCGAGGUGCCAGAACCCCCUUUUAACAGCCCCCUGCAGGAAAGGGUUUUGAACCAACGCAUUGCCUUCCCCUGCCCUGCCAAAGGUCUACCUAAGCCAGUCAUUCGUUGGUUGCGUAAUGGUCAAGAACUGACAGGCAAUGAGCCUGGAGUGUCUAUCCUGGAUGAUGGUACUCUGCUGAUACUUGCUGCUGUUUCGCCUCUGGAUGACGGAGAGUAUGUCUGCACUGCAGCUAAUGAUGCUGGGUCCACUGAGAAAAAGUACCAACUCAAAGUUAAUGUACCACCGGAUUUCCGUGAUGGGGACAGACCAAGCAACGCAUCAGUAAUCCUAAACGAGCCAGUCGACUUGGAGUGUGAUGUCACGGGAAGUCCAAAGCCUGUCAUCACCUGGUAUAAAGACGGCACUCCUGUUGUUACCAGUAACAGCAUCCAGAUUCUUGACAUGGGAAAAACCCUGAAACUGCUGAGGGCAGAAACAGCUGACGCAGGCAGCUACAGCUGUGAGGCCAUUAACAUCGCAGGCAGCAGAGAAAAAAUCUUUGUUUUGGACGUACUUGUCCCACCAACAAUUGUAGGAUCUGGUUUUCCUCAGGAUGUUUCUGCGAUUGUCAAAGAAGAAGUCCUUCUCGAAUGCAAGGUGCAGGGUUCACCAUUUCCCACAAUUCAGUGGUACAAAGGCAGAAGGUUGGUGUUUCUUGGUGAUCCAAAUCUGGAAGUGAUCAAUAGAGAUCAGAUGUUGAGGAUAAAAGCUGCUCGUCUUGGAGACCAAGGUCACUACCAGUGCAGCGUCACGAACGCAGCUGGAAAACAGUCCAAAGACUUCAACCUUAGCGUCUAUGUGCCUCCUGCCAUCAUUGGAGGCAACACAACUUUGGAUGUGACAGCACUGCUGGAGACAACGGUAACACUGGAGUGUGAGGUACGUGGUGUGCCGCCCCCCACCAUCACUUGGUACCGCAGAGGAGAGGCCAUCAUGUCCGGCCGACAUGCUCAGUAUGUAGAAAGAGGCCUCCGCCUGAAGAUCCCACGAGUGCAGGCGUCUGACGCUGGACAGUACACCUGCAAGGUUAACAACCUGGCUGGGAGCGCGGAGAAGAGCUUUAAUCUGGACGUCUACAGGCCUCCCACCAUCACAGGUGUGGAGGAUGAGCCCAUUGAGAGGAAAGUGGUCCUCGGUAAGCAUUUGAUCCUGGAGUGUCAGGCGGCAGGUCAUCCUCCACCCUCCCUCACCUGGCUGAAAGACGGAGUCCCCGUGCGUCAUGGAGAAAGUGUCAGUCUUUCAGAGCAGGGAAGGAAAUUAGAAAUCCUCUCAGCCAGCAUGUCAGAUGCAGGACGUUACAUCUGUGUGGCUACAAGCAUUGCUGGAGAGAAGGAGGUCAAAUAUGAUGUCAAAGUUUUAGUUCCUCCUUUCAUUGAUGGAGCUGAUGUGGUGACAGAGAGCACAGUAAUGAUUAACACUCCUUUGGAGCUGGAGUGUCACGCCACCGGGUCACCUGCACCCGCCAUCAUGUGGUACAAAGAUGGAAAACGACUCCGAUCUGGAGAAGGGUUGAGGAUUGCAGCUAACGGGAGACGACUGAUUAUUUCCCGCGCUCAGAUCUCUGACUCAGCUCAUUUUCUGUGUCUGGCCACAAACAAGGCUGGAGUCCAUGAGAGGAGCUUCAAUGUGACUGUCCAAGUUCCUCCAUCUAUCCGUUUGAACGGGCCUGUCGAUCGCUCAGUGAUUCUUCACAAACCGAUCAGUUUGGACUGCAUCCCCAGUGGCAUCCCUCCCCCUAGUAUUACCUGGCUUAAAGAUGGCCAACCUGUGGUCACAGCAGAGGAGCACAUGAAGGUAGCUUUCAAUUUCUUGAGGAAAAUCAGUGCUGUAACGUGGUAUAAAGAUGGCCGCCCUCUCACUGGUGCUGCUGGUGUCUCAAUCCGGAAGCGUGGCCAGGUGCUGGAGAUCCAACAAGCCCAGCUGUCCGAUGUGGGGAUGUACAGAUGUGUGGCUGUUAACCUGGCUGGAGCUGCAGAGAAAUUGUACAGUCUGCAAGUGUUCGUCCCUCCAGAAAUCUCCAGUAGAGGUGGUACAGUCACAGCUGUGGUGAAUGAAGCUGUGAAGCUGGAGUGUGAGGCGUCCGGGGUUCCUGUGCCCAGUCUGACCUGGUUAAAAGACGGGAGCCCCGUGGCAAGUCUUUCACAUGGCAUACAGUUGGCGUCUGCUGGCAGGGUGCUUUCUCUGAGCAGUGCACAGGUCAGUGACACAGGUAGAUACACCUGUGUGGCUGUGAAUGCUGGAGGAGAACAACAAAGGGAGUACGAUCUGAGGGUGUAUGUUCCCCCAAACAUCAAAGGGGAGGAGGUGAAUUCAACCGUGAUGCUCGGUGGUCCAGUAGAGCUGCACUGCCACAGCAACGCGGUGCCUCCCCCAACCCUGUCCUGGAGAAAAGAUGGCCGUCCUAUUUUAAACAAACCUGGUCUGAUCGUCUCUGCAGACGGAAGUUUUUUAAAGAUUGAUGGCGCUCAGCUGCAGGAUUCAGGAAGGUACACAUGUGAAGCUACCAAUGUUGCUGGAAAAACUGAGAAGAACUAUAACUUGAUUGUUUGGGUUGCUCCCAGUAUCCGUGGCUCUGAGGAGGUAACGCCUAUGACUGUAAUUGAAGGAAGUUUUCUCACUCUUUUGUGUGAGUCCAGUGGCAUUCCACCUCCCAGCCUAAAGUGGAUGAAAGACGGUUAUGCCCUAAACCCAGACCAGCGGCUCAGGGUUUUGUCUGGAGGGCGUCAGCUGCAGAUCUCAAGGGCUGAGAGAGUAGAUGUUGGUUCUUACAUCUGCACAGCUUCAAGUGCUGCUGGCAGCAUCUCAAAGGAAUACAGCCUGCAGGUUUAUGUUCGUCCUUCCAUCAGACGCAGUGAAGACCACAGUAAUGAUGUCACAGUGACAAAAGGAGGCGAUGUGACGUUACAUUGUGCUGCAGAAGGCAUCCCACGACCCACGGUGACUUGGCUGAAGGAUGGACGGCCCAUAGAGGACCAGCAUGGUGCAAAGGUCCUGAAUGAGGGCAGGUUGUUGCAGAUUAAUGAUACUAAGGUGUCAGACACUGGACGUUACACCUGCAUUGCUGUUAAUGUAGCAGGACAGGCGGACAGCAAGCAUGACAUCACUGUGCAUGUCCCACCUGCUAUAACUGGUCAGGGGCCGUUCCCAGAAAAUGUGAGCGUUGUCAUAAAAAACCCAGCUUCUCUAAACUGUGAGGCUUCUGGUAUUCCAUUACCCUCCAUCUCCUGGCUGAAGGAGGGUCGGCCAGUCAAGGCAACUAAUUUGGUGCGCAUCGUCUCAGGGGGUCGUAGUCUACGUCUGCUGCACACAGCAGUGGAGGAUGCUGGGAGGUAUACUUGUGUUGCCUCCAACAGCGCUGGAGAAGAGCGGAAGAACUUCGACCUUGAUGUUUUAGUUCCACCAAGUAUUUCAAACGCCGGAACAGUUAUGGAUGCUAAAGUAAAGGAGACACAAAACAUCACUCUCACCUGUGAAGCAUCAGGUAACCCUCCACCAGAGAUUAAAUGGCUGAAGGAUGGACAACCGUUGGUCCCUGACCGACGACAGCAGAUCCUGUCAUAUGGACGUUUCCUCCAAAUCUUUGAGGCCCAGGUUGCAGACACUGGAAGAUACAGUUGUGUUGCAUCAAACAGUGCAGGGGAACAGAGACGGCAUUUCAACCUCAAUGUUCUGGUUUCUCCGACCAUUGCUGGUUCAGGUCCUAACAUUUCUGCAGAGGUGGUAACAGUGACCCUGAGCAGCCCCACCUCACUGCUUUGUGAGGUGCAGUCCUACCCCCCCGCUUUGAUCACCUGGCUUAAAGAUGGGGCUCCGUUUGAAUCCGCUCGCAAUAUUCGAGUUCUUCCAGGCGGGCGAACACUGCAGAUUCUUAAUGCUAAGAAGGAGGAUGCGGGCAGGUACACCUGCGUAGCUACUAAUGAAGCUGGGGAGACUUUGAAGCACUAUGAGGUCAAAGUGUAUGUUCCUCCACUGAUUGAUAAGAAUGAUAUCCCCGGGGAGGGACGUACACCCAAAGAAAUAAAGAUAAAAACGAACAGCACACUGACUCUGGAGUGUUUCGCUCAGGCGUUUCCUACUCCAGCACUGCAGUGGUACAAAGAUGGACAGAUCCUGUUGGUAGACAACCAUGUUUCCAUCAUGGCCAAUGGUCGCAUUGUUCAGAUCAAACACGCCCAAGUGUCGGACACUGGCCGCUAUACCUGUAUUGCCACCAACAUAGCUGGAGAGGACGAGAAGGACUUUGAUGUAAAUAUUCAAGUUCCACCCAGUUUCAACAGAGCCGGUGCUUCAUCAGUUCCGGGCUCUGGAGGGGAUCUUCAUGAUGUGAUACUGAGCAAUCCGAUCUCUCUGUACUGUGAGACAAAUGCUGUGCCCCCUCCAACCCUUACGUGGUACAAAGAUGGACACCUGCUUACCUCUAAUGAUAAAGUUUUAAUUUUACCCGGUGGGAGAGUGUUACAAAUCCCCAGGGUACAACUUAAAGACUCUGGCAGGUACACUUGUGUGGCCAUCAAUGAUGCAGGAGAAGACUCUAUCCAGUACAAUGUUAGAGUCCUAGGUGAGGUUUUGAAUGCUCAGGUUUCUGAUACAGGACAGUACGUGUGUGUGGCUGAAAACGCUGCUGGAAGUGCAGAGAAACACUUUAAUCUGAACGUUCACGUACCUCCUACAAUUGUUGGUGUGAAUCCAGAGAAUGUGACAGUGGUGGUGAACAACCUGGUGUCCCUCACCUGUGAAGCCAGUGGCUUCCCGCCUCCCACACUGAGCUGGCUUAAUGACAAGGAGCCCAUUCAGGCUAAAAGCAAUGCUCUCGUCAUGCCAGGAGGACGGACGUUACAGAUCCUUAAAGCAAAGGUGUCUGAUGCUGGAAAGUACAGCUGUGUGGCUAUAAAUACAGCAGGACAAGCUUACAAACACAUCUAUCUCACCGUCUACGUUCCUCCAAGUAUCAGGGGAAGUAUUGGAGACCUUCCUGUCGAGGUUAAUAUUGUGGUUGGAAAAUCUGUAACCUUAGAGUGUGAGUCCAACGCCGCCCCCCCUCCUGUGAUCACCUGGUAUAAGAAUGGCCGAAUGGUGACAGAAACGUCAGAUUUACAAAUUCUGUCAGGGGGACAAAUGCUUCAGAUCAAACACUCUGAGCUGUCUGAUACAGGCCAGUAUGUUUGCAUGGCUUCAAAUAUUGCUGGACACGUGAACAAGAACUUCCACUUGAAUAUCCAUGUUCCUCCACAAAUUGACGGCUCAGCAGAGGAGAGUAUUGUGGAAACUAUCAGUAACCCAGUUACUUUCACAUGUGACGCUACUGGAAUCCCUCCACCCAGUCUCACGUGGCUUAAAAAUGGACACCCUAUAGAGAACUCAGAAUCCCUGGAGGUGAAUAUCUUCUCAGGAGGCAACAAAUUACAGAUAGCACGGCUGCAGCUCCCUGACAGUGGAACCUAUACAUGUGUGGCCUCUAAUGUUGAGGGUAAAGCACAGAAGAGUUACCAUCUCACCAUACAAGUUCCACCCAGUAUCUCUGGAUCAGAAAUGCCCAGCGAGAUCGGAGUCCUGGUAAACCAAAGCAUCGAUCUGGUUUGUGAAGCUCAGGGAACCCCAACUCCAACAGUCCACUGGCUGAAAGAUGGAGAAACCAUCAACAGCACUGCAAACAAAAGUCUCAGGGUUAGCCCUGAUGGUAAAACUCUAAUUGUGACCCAAGCAGACCCUGCUAUCAGUGGGAAGUACACUUGUGUCGCCACCAAUGCUGCUGGAGAGGAGGGCAGGAUAUUUAAUCUGCAUGUAUAUGUGCCCCCAGCUAUUCGUAGCAGCAGUGAUGCCGUUGAGGUUCUGACCACGGUUCUGGACAGUUCUGUCAGUAUUGAGUGUGUUGCUACUGGGUCGCCUCAACCACAGCUAAACUGGUUGAGAAAUGGGCUGCCUCUCCCAGUUUCUUCCAACAUAAGGCUCCUCUCUGCUGGACAAGUUCUCCGGAUUACCCGAGUCCAGGUGUCUGAUGGUGGAAGCUAUACAUGUGUGGCAUCUAACCGAGCAGGAGUCGACAACAGACAGUAUAAAUUGCAGGUUCACGUUCCUCCGGGUUUGGAAGGAGCAGGAACCAUAGAGGACGUGACUGUAAUUAAAGGAAGUGUGGCGUCUUUGGCGUGUAUCGCUGAUGGCAGCCCAACUCCUGCCAUUUCCUGGCUCAGAGAUGGAGCGAUUUUACCAGCUGACCACGGCCUCAGUCUCCUCAGAUUGAACACCACCUUACAGUUCAACAGUGCCCAAGUUAAUCACACUGGACGCUACAGCUGCUUGGCUAAUAACAACGCUGGUCAAGCAAGCCGCCACUUUAACCUGAAGGUUCUGGACCCUCCACACAUCAGGAGCUCUGAUCAACCAGCAGAAGUUUCUGUAGUGGUUAAUAAUGUCCUGGAGCUACUCUGUGAGGCCACAGGCAUCCCAACUCCCACCCUGACCUGGCUGAAGGACGAACGGCCGCUCCCACGGACAGAAAGUCUGCGUCUCCUCCGUGGAGGAGAGAUACUCCGUGUGACCUCAGCUCAGCUGGAGGACACUGGUAGAUACAGCUGCUUAGCCAGUAGCCCAGCAGGAGACGAUGACAAGGAGUUUUUGGUUCGAGUUCACAUUCCUCCUAACAUUUCUGGUGAAAGCGCACCUCAGCAUCUGUCAGUGCUGCAGAACGGCCAGGUGACUCUGGAAUGCAAGUCAGAGGCUGUUCCACCUCCAACUCUCACCUGGCUGAAAGAUGGCACGCCAUUACAGAUCUCACCACGACUGCGGAUUCUGUCCGGUGGACGCUAUUUACAGAUCAACAUGGCGGUGCUCUCUGACACGGCUCAGUAUACCUGUGUGGCAAGUAACAUCGCUGGCAAGACCGCUCGACUGUUUAAUCUAACUGUCAACGUGCCUCCAACUAUCAAGGAUGGAUCUCAGAUGGUGUCAGCGCAUGUCAGCAAGCCAGUGGCUCUCGAAUGUGAAGUCAGCGGAGUCCCGCCGCCUCGAGUCACAUGGAGGAAAAAUGGAGAAAUAAUAGCAGAAAACAAUCCCAGAUAUACAUUUUCAGAGGAAGGAUCUUUACACAUCCACUCGGCUCAGGUGACGGACACAGGACGCUACCUGUGCAUGGCUACAAAUCAAGCUGGUACUCAGCGCAAGAGGUUGGAUCUUCAGGUUUAUGUUCCACCUUCGAUCGCUAAAAGUCGCACCAAUGUGACAGUAAUGGUCAACAUGCAGACCACCUUACCCUGUGAGGUCAGUGGUAUUCCCAAACCUUCCGUCAGCUGGCACAAGAAUGGUCGAACCCUCAGCACAGACCAGAAUCAGAACAUGUACAGAUUACUCUCAUCCGGCUCCUUGGUGAUUAUGGCUCCAACAGUAGAGGACAGUGCAGAGUAUAAAUGUGUGGCCUUUAAUGAAGCAGGAGAGGAAUCCCGAUCCAUUACUCUUUCUGUUAAUGUUCCACCAUCUAUAGCAGAUGAACCUACAGAUCUAGUUGCUACCAGACUGUCCCCAGUGGUCAUCGCCUGUACUGCAACCGGAGUGCCAGAACCUGCAAUCCACUGGACCAAAGACGGCAUGAAGCUACUGGAUAAGGGGGAAGGAUACAGCAUUUUGCCAACAGGUCAUGUAGAAAUCCCCUCUGCUCAGCUCAGUCAUGCUGGACGCUACACCUGCACGGCUAAAAAUAUUGCAGGCUCCACUCAACGACAUGUGCAGCUUACUGUACAGGAACUCCCAGUGAUCCAAUUCAAUCCCUCCACACUGGAUGUGAUAUACAACACCCCCGUUACUUUGCCCUGCAAAGCCACAGGCUCACCCAGACCCACCAUUACCUGGCAAAAGGAGGGCAUCAACAUUCCCACCUCUGGUGGAAGUUACACUAUUCUUCCUGAUGGAAGUCUCCAGAUCUCCAAGGCAUCUCUGUCAGACUCUGGAACCUUUAUUUGUGUGGCACAAAACUCUGCAGGCACUGCAUUGGGCAAGACCAAACUGAGAGUACAAGUGGCUCCAGUGAUUCAUCCAGACACCAGGGAGUACCUUGCACCUUUGGACUCCUCUGUGACCCUUCAAUGCCAGGCUGCAGGCUUCCCUCCACCCUCCAUCACAUGGCAUAAAGACGGGCAGCUGCUGAUCAACUCCAUACGCCAGCGGGUGCUGAGCUCAGGAUCCCUGCAGAUUGCCUUCGUUCAACAGAGCGAUGCUGGACAAUACACUUGCACUGCUGCCAAUCCUGCAGGAACUGACAGCUUGGAUAUAAGAGUCACUGUACAGAUUCCUCCCUCCAUCCGCCGUGGUGAACAGGAGGUUGUUGUUAUGGAAAAAAGCCAGGCUCAGCUGUCGUGUGUGGCAGAAGGUAUUCCACAACCCAAACUGUCCUGGGAAAAAGAUGGGAGUCCUCUCAACGAAAGCCGAGGGGAGUACACCAUUCUGCCAUCUGGGGAGCUGGUUAUCGACAGCGCUCAGCCAGAAGACGCCGGCAGUUAUACAUGUGUUGCAACAAAUUCAGUUGGGGAGGACAGCUGGACGAUGACGCUGUCGGUUCAUACGCACCCCUACUUCACCCAGCUGCUUGCAGAUGUUGCUCUUAACAAAGGAGAACGGCUGCUGUUGAACUGUGGUGUCAGUGGAAUCCCACCACCCACAAUUAAAUGGACCAUGAACAAUAAAAUCAUCCCAGUUCACCAUAGUCCUAUGAUUGGUCACAGUGAGCUUCUGAUAGAAAGGGUCAGUAAAGAGGACUCUGGCACCUACACCUGUGUGGCUGAAAACAGUGUGGGAAGCAUUAAGUCCCUGGGAUACGUCUAUGUUAAAGAGCCUCCAAUCAUCGAUGGAGACCUUUACUCCAACCGAAUUGAACCUCUCGGCGGUAAUGCCGUCCUGAACUGUGAGGUCCGAGGAGACCCUCUGCCAACCAUCCAGUGGAGCAAAAAUGGCAUAAACAUCCAGAUCAACAACCGAAUCCGUCAGCUGGAUAACGGCUCUCUGGCCAUCUAUGGCACAGUGAGUGAAGAUGCAGGCAGCUACAUGUGUGUAGCAACAAAUGAUGCUGGGGUGGUGGAAAGGAGUAUCACUCUCACACUGCAGAGCGCACCUAUUAUAACUUUAGAGCCAGUUGGAACUGUGGUGGAUGCAGGUACGACUGUUGUUCUUAACUGUAAGGCAGAGGGUGAGCCUGCGCCUGUGAUAGAGUGGUCCAAAAACGCACGCCCCCUGCUGGCAAAUGACCGCUUCUCCACCUUGUCUAAUGGCUCCCUCCGGAUCACCAGUGCCCAAAAGGAGGACACUGCUGAAUAUGAAUGUGUGGCCAGGAACUUGCUCGGCUCAGUGCUGGUCAGUGUCUCUCUUACUGUACGAGUCCAUGGGGGAUAUUCAGAGUGGACAGAGUGGGGGCUCUGCAGCGUAUCCUGUGGUGCAGGGGUUCAGAAAAGAGUCAGGCAGUGUAAUAAUCCGUUACCUGCUAACGGAGGCCGACACUGUGCAGGAUCAAGCACAGAAACACGCAGCUGUCGAGGAAAACCAUGUCCAGUGGACGGUAACUGGUCACAGUGGUCUCCCUGGGAGGAGUGUUCCCAAACCUGUGGCCAGGGCAACAAAACAAGGAUCCGGAGCUGCAGUAAUCCACCCCCUCAACACGGGGGCAGGCCAUGUCUCGGGAAAGCCGUGGAAGCCAUUAUGUGCAGUGUCAGACCAUGUCCAGUGUUAGGAAACUGGGGUUCUUGGUUAUCGUGGAGUCCAUGUAGUGAGACCUGCGGGAAGGGGAUACAGUCCAGGAUCAGACUAUGCAACAACCCCCCUCCCGCAUUUGAUGGCACGCAGUGUGAGGGGACAGACACCCAGUCAAGGGUGUGCAAGGAGAGACCUUGUCCUGUGCAUGGAAAGUGGUCCUCAUGGAUGAGCUGGGGGCCCUGCAGUGUAUCUUGUGGUGGUGGUAGCAGACAGCGGACACGCCUCUGUGCAAGCCCUGCUCCUCAGCAUGGCGGCAGAAAAUGCGAGGGCAAUGAUGUGCACACUGAUUUCUGUAAUGGUGACCCAUGUCCCAUCAAUGGUAACUGGGGACAGUGGAGUAACUGGGGCAGCUGCAGCAAGACAUGUAAUGGAGGUCAGAGGAGGCGCUACAGGACCUGUGAUAACCCUAGACCUGCUUACGGUGGAAGGGCUUGUCCAGGAGCUGAUUCAGAGAUGCAGAAAUGUAGCACUGUUGACUGCCCGGCGGAUGGUAACUGGGGGUCAUGGCAGCCAUGGGGCAGCUGCUCCGCUUCCUGUGGAGGAGGAGAAAGGACACGUGUCCGACUUUGCAAUAGCCCAUCUCCUAGUAACGGUGGUCGGCCUUGUCCAGGGGACCCCACUCAGGUAUCCAGGUGCAACAAUCAGGCGUGCCCAGGUGGACCAAAUAAAAGUCGAGGAAGCAUCACAGGAAAUAUAAAUGACAUUGAGUUUGGCAUCUCCCUCCUAAAUGCCACCAUCACUGAGAACAACUCUGGCAGCAAAACCAUCAAAGCUACUGUUUCAAAUGUACCAAGAACAUUGGGUCCUGCAAUGAGGAAACUCAUCUCCAUACUUAACCCCAUCUACUGGACCACGGCACAGGAAAUAGGAGAGGCUGUUAAUGGUUACACCCUGACAGGUGGGAUUUUCAGGCGAGAGACCCAGGUGGAGUUUGCUACAGGUGAAAUUCUGAGGAUGACCCACAUUGCUAGAGGCUUGGACUCCGAUGGUGCUUUGCUUCUGGACAUUGUGGUUAAUGGUCAUAUCCUGCAGCUGCCUUCACAUGUGGACAUCAACAUCAAGGACUACACAGAGGACUAUAUUCAGACCGGGCCGGGUCAGCUUUACGCUCUCUCCACCCGCAUGUUCACAGUUGAUAAGGAAAAUGUUCCCUACUCCUGGAACCAUACCAUCUCAUAUGAUCUAACAAAAGGAAAGAUGCCCUUCCUAGUUGAAAUGCUCCAUGCCACAGCCAUCAGUGCUCUCUACCACCCCCAAGAGGAAGUGUUGGAAUACAGCAUCCAGGCCAGAAUCACUAAAGGGGAUCGCAGUAACCAAUGUCCUCAUGGCUUUACUUUGGUGUCCGCUGGGCCUUACUGUGCAGAUGAAAAUGAAUGUGAAGUUGGGAAUCCAUGCUCUCACAGCUGCCAUAACACCAUAGGGACCUACUACUGCUCCUGUCCACAUGGCCUCACCAUCUCUGCUGAUGGCAAAACCUGCCAAGACAUCGAUGAGUGUUCCCUGGAUAGAAACGUGUGCCAUGGUGGACAAGACUGUGAAAACACCAUUGGUUCUUAUAAAUGUAUGAUGCACUGUGGGCGUGGCUUCAGGAGAACGGUGGACGGUCUCAGCUGCACUGAUGUGGACGAGUGUUUGGAAUCCCACCCAUGUCAUCAGCAGUGUAUGAAUACCAUAGGAAGCUAUCGUUGUGCGUGUGAACCAGGCUUUCAGCUCAGGAACAGACGGUGUAUAGAUAUAAACGAGUGCAGGCAGCGGGUUUGCCGUUUGGAUCAACAAUGUAAAAACACACGGGGGGGUUACACCUGCAUUGACCUUUGUCCAAAUGGUAUGACCAAAAGCAUCAAUGGUACAUGUGUGGAUGUCGAUGAGUGCAGGGACGGGACCCACCAGUGCAGAUACAACCAGAUCUGUGAAAACACCAGAGGAAGCUACCAUUGCACGUGUCCACGUGGUUUUAGAUCUCAGGGAGUUGGACGCCGAUGUGUCGACAUAAAUGAGUGUGAGCGACUCCCUCAGCCCUGUGCCCAUCAGUGCAUCAACACUCCUGGUAGCUUCAAGUGCACUUGCCCACCAGGGCGCCACCUGCUGGGAGAUGGCAAGUCCUGCGCUGGGCUGGAACGUCUACCCAGCUACGAAAGUUACUCAUAUGGCUACCGCACGUCUCAGUCCUCUCCUGAACAAAGACCGAGCCAGCGGCUGUACCACAGCUUUGCUUCUCACAGCUACAACUCCUAUACUGGCACCACAAGCAGGCGCUACAUGAACCGUAAUCGGAGGGAGGCUCACAAAAACCCCUCGAGGCUUGAUAUCCACACUUGUAAGGAAGGUUUUGAGUCCAGGGGUGGCAUCUGUCUAGAUAUCAAUGAGUGUGAAGUGAGGGACACGUGCCAGCAUGAGUGUGUGAACACCCCAGGGAGCCACCGGUGUAUCUGUCCUGCUGGUUACCACCUGAUGACUAAUGGGAAGACGUGUCAAGAUAUAGACGAGUGCCUGGAGCAGAACAUUCACUGUGGGGCAAAUCGGAUGUGCUUCAACACAAGAGGAAGUUACCAGUGCAUCGACACACCCUGUCCUCCAAACUAUCAGAGGGAUCGAGAAACAGGGUUCUGCUUGAAGAGCUGCCUACCAAACGACCUGGAGUGUGCGCUGAGUCCAUACGCGUUAGAAUACAAGCUGCUGUCUCUUCCCUUCGGCAUCGCAGCCAACCAGGACCUCAUCCGGUUGGUGGCCUACACACAGGACGGCGUGAUGCACCCCAGAACCAGCUUCCUGGUGGUGGACGAGGACGCCUCCUUACCCUUCGCCCUGCGAGACGAAAACAUGAAGGGUGUUUUGUUCACCACCAGACCUCUAAGAGAGCCCCACACGUACCGCAUGAAGGUACGAGCGCUCUCCUACAGCGAGGACGGCGCCGUGGAGUACCAGACAACCUUCAUCGUAUACAUCGCCGUCUCUGCCUACCCUUACUGAGAACACUUUAAAUGGAGAUGAAGGUUGGCGGUUGAACCUCAGCUUGUGGAUCAGUGUGGCGGGAGUGAGAUGACGUUGUUUCUGGACAUGUUGCUCCAUGGUGGACAGACUGAUGUUGCUUUUAGGACAGUGAGAACAUCCAGUUCUGAUGAGCUAUGGAUGUAAAUGUAAGCGGAAUAUGAGAGACGGGAGAAACAGGGACAAAACUGAUCCAUUAUUUUCUGUUACCCCAUCAUUCUGUAUAGAACUGUUUAGCUUUUUUAUAUUUCGUCUUAAAAUGUUCUCAUUUCAUUCAUAUUUAUUUAUAAGGAACAGUUUCCUCAUAGUGUGUAUGUAAUUCCACUACCCACUGCAUCAGGGUUAAACAAAUACAACUAUCUACAACUGAACUUCAGUUACUAUAGUAGAUUUGUGGUGCUAAUGUUGGAAAUAUGAGGUUUCUGUAACAUUUUCUUCUGUUUUAUAAAAAAUGCUCCAUCAGCAGCUAGUUAGUUAUCAUUUUAAUUUCCAGAAGUUAUUACCAGGAUGUAUUUUAACUUGUACAUAAUAUUUUAACUCAAAUUGUGAUGCAGUAGAGCUACAAAUUUUAUUAGUUUUAUAAUUAACAGUGAUAAAAUACACAGAAAGAAGAACCAGGAAUAUUAACUAUUAUAGGGGCAUGUUUCAAAUUUGAAGAUUAAAUUUAAAAUGUUUAA
Messenger RNA from Cyprinodon variegatus (sheepshead minnow), 17360 nucleotides. RefSeq names its product hemicentin 1 (gene hmcn1). Gene Ontology annotation, biological process: synapse organization; homophilic cell-cell adhesion. The record is from RefSeq and is a predicted model, not a curated record. Gene Ontology annotation, cellular component: neuronal cell body; plasma membrane; axon. The transcript has 104 exons. Gene Ontology annotation, molecular function: calcium ion binding; axon guidance receptor activity. NCBI's taxonomy places the organism in Eukaryota, Metazoa, Chordata, Actinopteri, Cyprinodontiformes, Cyprinodontidae. The coding region runs from base 145 to 16665 and encodes 5506 amino acids.